AUGUUUCUUCUUUUUUUUUCCCGUUCUAUCAUGCAAUUUCUCUCUUUCAUUCUCUCAUUUUCUCUUUCUCCUUUACAUUUCUCCUAUAUUUGUUUCAUUUUCCUCUUUACUCUUCUAUAUCGUCUUUAUUUUCCCUUUUCAUUGUUUCUUCUAUUUUCACUCCCUACUCUUCCCUGCAUGAAUGACUACAGAUGGAAAAAAUAUGUUGCUUUUCAUUUUCUAUCAAAUGAAAUUAUUUUCCAUUUAUUUCUCUACCAACGCGACUUUCUGCUCGAAUUCGUCAUCAUCAGAGUCUUCGUCGUCAUUAUCGGUAUCAUUCUUUCUUUCUUUCUUUCUUUCUUUCUUUCUUUCUUUCGUACUCUCUUAAAUUCUUCUAUUUUCUUUAAAUCUUCAUUUUCUUCCCAUCUCUGCUUCGCCUACUUUCUAUUUGUUCAUUUUUUUUCUUUUUAUUCACUUUUCUUUUCCUUCUUCAUUUCCAUUUUGUCUUUGGUUCUUUCAUUUUCUUCUGAUUAUUCAAAAUUACCUUUUUACGUCGUUCUUCCUCUCCUUUAUUCGACAAUGUGUCUUUCUCGACAUUCUGUGUUUUUCUUCUUCCUUGCGCAUACGAACAAUCUAACUCUUUCCUUCUCUUAUUAA
This is a messenger RNA of Acanthosepion pharaonis, 636 nucleotides long. The record is from the annotation of a GenBank genome assembly. Lineage: Eukaryota; Metazoa; Mollusca; Cephalopoda; Sepiida; Sepiidae.